AUGGAAGUCUUUGAGACAGAAAAGCAUUAUAUAUUUGUAAAGAAUGGAAAAAGUCUUUGGUGGGAUCGUAGAACGGGUGAAUUUCAAAUCAAAUGUGCAUUUGAUUUUGCGGAAGUAUUUGACAUAGAAUGUAUAGGCAUUACGUAUGGAAUUGUAGGAGAAAUUAAGUUUCCAGGAGUUUAUGAUCCACAUUUGCUGAUUAUUAAGGAAGCAGUUCCAAUUGGCUCUUUAUGUCAAAGUAAUUUGGUUUAUAAGAUUAAAAGUGUCUGCAUAUUAAGUCAAGAUGAGCCAGAUUAUCAACUUAUUCCAUGCUCAAAGCACGCAACAACAUCUUUAAGCAGACCAAAUUCAUCGACACAGUCAAGUCCACAGACAAAGCCUAAAAUAUUUGAUGCCUCGUCUAACUUAAUGAACAAAACAUGGGGAGCAAUGAAAAGUGCUGGAAGUACAAUAAAAAAUACAACACAGCAGGCAGCUAGCAUUGCUACAACGCAAGUUAAAUCUAAAGUAGGAAUUAAGGAACCAUAUAAGAAGCUCGAAAAGAGAAUUAGUGAGGAGAUCCAUAAAGUAUUUGACGAUACAGACUCAUUUUAUUAUUGUCCUACAAUUGACAUUACAAACAAUCUCCAACGAAAAGAAGCUGAAAUACAUGACGAUAGGUUUUUAUGGAACAAACAUAUGUUAUCAGAAAUGUUAAAGCUUGAAGAUCAAUACUGGACGCUUCCUAUAAUUCAAGGCUUCGUACAAGUCGAGCAAUGUGUAAUUGAUAAUGAAUGCUUUACAUUAGCUUUAGUCUCACGUCGAUCACGUUUUAGAGCUGGCACACGAUACAAAAGGCGAGGAAUUGAUGAGGAUGGGCAUGUAGCUAAUUACGUUGAAACUGAACAAAUUUUAUCACUUCGACAGCACCAAAUUUCAUUUACACAAAUUCGUGGAAGCGUUCCUCUUUAUUGGAGUCAGCCAGGCUACAAAUAUCGCCCACCACCAAAAAUAGACAAAGAUGAGGAAGAGACCCAAAAAGCCUUUGCGAAGCACUUUGAUGACGAAUUGGAUAUUUACAAAAACAUCUGCAUUGUGAAUUUAGUUGAGCAAUCUGGAAAGGAGAAAAUUAUCGGUGAUAAAUAUGCGGAACAGAUAAUACGUUACAACAAUGAGAAGUUAAUGUAUGUUACAUUUGAUUUCCAUGAAUAUUGUCGUGGCAUGAGAUUUGAGAAUGUAUCAGCAUUGAUUGAGGCAUUGGCUGUCGAGUUACAUGAUUAUGGCUUUCAUUGGCGUGACACAAAUGGUGCAAUUAAAAAUCAGGCUGGAAUAUUCAGAGUAAAUUGCAUGGACUGUCUCGAUCGUACGAAUGUCGUUCAAACAGCACUAGGAAAGGCAAUUUUGGAGUCACAAUUAGUCAAAUUGGGUCUUGCACCGCCUUAUUCACAGCUUCCUAUUGAAUUGAAAACUAUUUUUAUGACGCUUUAUGCAAAUAAUGGUGAUACAAUUUCAAGACAGUAUGCAGGCACGAAUGCACUAAAAGGUGACUAUACAAGAACUGGCGAAAGGAAGAUAUCAGGAUUGGUUAAGGACGGAAUGAACUCAGCUAAUCGCUACUAUUUGCAACAUUUCGUCGAUUCAUUUCGACAAAGUACAUUAGAUCUGUUGCUUGGGAAUCUCGAAGACAUUAGUGAUAUAACAGCGGAUGACCCAUUUGAGCAAUUUACAAAUAUAGCACAAUCAGUUUUAAUGCCCGACUCUCGGGCACCUACAUAUUUUAAUUAUAGCAGUCCCAUUGGAUGUGAAUUGAAAUUUAUUGGAGAUUCCAUUUAUUUUGCUAGUUAUUAUUUGGCACGAUUUAAGGAUACGUACAGACAGGCAACUAUUGAUUUAAUGCUCGGAAAUCAGAUGUCGAAUGAGUCAUUGAGUGCUCUCGGAGGUCAACAAAUUGCCGACGAAACAGACGCAAUGGAAAAUGCAGAACAUGCACGAAUGCUUGUCGACGAUUGUAGGAAAAUGUUAUUGGGAACAUCCUUAGUUGUCGGUGCAUGGGGUCUUAUUGAUGCUGAUCCCUCGACAGGCGAUGCUAAUGAAACAGAAGUUGAUACAAUUUUAUUGUUAACAAGUAGUGAAUUUUAUGUUGCUGAAUACGACAGUCAAUUAGAUAAAAUUGUUAAAUUUGAAUGUGUUCCACUAAAUAGCGUUACAGUCGUUGAAUUUGGACUGUUUCAACAGCAACAAAUUUUUAAAAAUCCAGCCGCAGCACAUUUGUGCAUUCGCAUAAAUUAUACAAUUGAUAAUGUUGAUGGAUAUUUCUACAUGUUCCGGUCCGCGAAUAUUAGAUUCUUUAACAAUACAGCAGUUGUUAUUAAAAAGAAUGAGGAACUUAUUGAAUCCAUGACUGCAAUUGUUGAAGUUUUCCGCAUCUCGUUAGAAAGUAUUGGCAAGGAUGUUCCAUUUAUAUCCGGUGGUUCCUUACAAAGACGUAAGAGUAGGAAUAUGUUACAGCCACCAACAGGACUUCCAAGAAAUUUAAGUGAAUCUCAACUCGUACAGCUUGGAUCAAAAGCUUUAAGUAAUGUUGCAGGACAGUUCUCAAAACUAGGACAAAGCUUUAAUCCUGCAAAAGGCAAGAAUAAUAAGCAGAAUGCAAAUCCACCUGUUGUUUACAAUUCAACAAAUACAGAAAGUAAAGCUAGUUCGUUUUAUGUUGGACGUGAAGCUAAGGAAGACUAUGAUUCCGAUGAAGACAAUGACUGUUCAAUUUAUGAGCCAGAAAUGGUUGAAACAGAACAAAAUCCUAUUUUUAAUGAAAACGCUUUUUUGCCAAGUGUUGGAAUUGUUAUGUCCAAUCCAACACAUGAUGAUAGCUCCCCAGAUAUGCUUCAAAAUAAAUUAAAUGCCAGACAUCCAUCGAACAUGGCAACAAUCUCCAUAACAAGUGUGACUGAUCAUAUUCACGUUCCAGCAGCAAUGCAACCAUUAUCUCCAAUGAUGAGUCCAAUGAAAACUUUAGCACCAGAAAUUAAGAUUGACAACAGCUCAAAUUUGACACCAAGAAACGAAAUGAGCUUAAAUUUAACGGGAUCACAAAGUGAAAAUGCAAUAAAACAAUUAAAGACACUCACAAGUCCAUUGACUAUGAUUGCUAAGAGUGUACAAAGCUUAGGGCUAGCUUCCAAGUCCCAGACACAACUGAGUGAGAUGAUUGCCAGUGACAUAAACUCCAAGAAGCUCGAAGAAAAGUUCGCUGAAGGAAAAUGCAAAUCCAAAUUAAUUGCAUUGUAA
This is a messenger RNA of Chironomus riparius, 3267 nucleotides long. Lineage: Eukaryota; Metazoa; Arthropoda; Insecta; Diptera; Chironomidae. The record is from the annotation of a GenBank genome assembly.